Rhinichthys klamathensis goyatoka is the source of this 1516-nucleotide messenger RNA. RefSeq names its product ubiquitin-like 7a (bone marrow stromal cell-derived) (gene ubl7a). The transcript has 11 exons. Gene Ontology annotation, biological process: ubiquitin-dependent protein catabolic process. The record is from RefSeq and is a predicted model, not a curated record. Gene Ontology annotation, molecular function: polyubiquitin modification-dependent protein binding. Bases 50 to 1330 code for a protein of 426 amino acids. Gene Ontology annotation, cellular component: cytosol. Lineage: Eukaryota; Metazoa; Chordata; Actinopteri; Cypriniformes; Leuciscidae.
UACGAUUCCCAGAACCACGAUCUUUCCUGCAUGACGUCAUGUUGCACGGAUGAAAACAGUCGCUGAUGAUACUAUUAAUUCAAUGCAAAAGACAGAUUGCGUUUACAAGAGUGAUAGAUAUAUUCAUCGAUUCUGUGCCAAAAAAGAAAGCACGUCAUCUGCGUGCUGCUGUAAUACGUGCAUUAGAUCAAUGGCGUCAUCAGAGUGGCGUCUGUGUUUAAAGCUGGUGGAUCAACCAUCUCUUCCCAAGUCGGUGCUGCAGUUUCCAGAGACUGAACCUGGAGAUGUUCCUCCCGGGGGGUAUCGGGUCUCCACUCUCAAGCAAUUGGUGUCAGCACAGAUCCCAGAUGCCAUACCAGAUCCUGAGCUCAUAGAAUUAGUGUACUGUGGUAGAAAGUUAAAGGAUGACUUGACUCUGGAGUCCUAUGGGAUUCAGUCUGGAUCCACUGUGCACAUCCUGAGAAGGUCAUGGCCAGAACCUGUGGUCCAUCCCGAGCCAGUGGACAAAGUCGCGGCUGCGAGGGAAUUUCGAGUCUUGCAAGCAGCUCUUCACACCAGCACUGCAUACAGAGAUUCGGUGUUUAAGAUGCUGAACAACAAGGAAUCCCUCGACCAGAUCAUCGUGGCAACUCCUGGGCUGAGCAGCGAUCCUGUGGCUCUUGGGGUUCUUCAAGACAAAGACCUUUUCAUACAAUUCACAGACCCAAGCAUGCUUGACACUUUGGCCAAUUCCCACCCGGCACUGGUAAAUGCCAUCAUCCUGGUGUUGCACUCGGUGGCUGGCAGUGUGCCGCCCCAGCAGAGCGCCAGCUCCUCCAGAAAUGUGUCUUCUAGCUCUUACAGUGACAUGCCAGGAGGUUUCCUCUUUGAAGGCAUGUCUGAUGAUGAGGAAGAUUUCCAGUCGGUGAAUCGUGGUGGGCCGUCCACUCUUGCGAGUGGUUUUGCCGGCAUGAGGCCAGCUACUCUCGGUUACAACGGAGCCGUCGGCCCCAGACCCAUCACUCAAAGUGAGCUGGCCACAGCUUUAGCCCUCGCCAGCACCCCCGAGAGCAGUGCUGUUACACCAACUACUGGAAACCAGGGUCCCUCUUCAGGAGUGUCCCCUAUUCCUGCAGGCACUCCUAUAACAAACGACCUGUUUAACCAGGCACUGCAGCAGGCCCUGCAGGUCUCCAGCAUGUCCAGCUUACAUAAUCAGUGGCAGUCGCAGCUCCAGCAGCUGCGGGACAUGGGCAUCCGUGAUGAGGAGCUCAUCCUGAGAGCCCUGCAGGCCACGGGCGGAGACAUCCAAGCGGCCCUGGAGCUCAUAUUCGCUGGAGGUGCACCAUGAGUCAGUUCUCUGAAGAAACAUUAUUAUGAUGUUCAAUAUUUUAACUACCUAUUUGAUAGUGUGAUUUAUCUUUAACUUAUAUUUAAGUUGUAUUUGUCAAUAUGUACAUUGAAUGUGGUGCUAUCAGCUGUUUUAAGAGUAGUUACUGUAAGUGUGGAAGCUGGUUUCCGCCAUGAAAAAUAACAA